Sclerotinia sclerotiorum 1980 UF-70 is the source of this 462-nucleotide messenger RNA. RefSeq lists its product as hypothetical. Lineage: Eukaryota; Fungi; Ascomycota; Leotiomycetes; Helotiales; Sclerotiniaceae. Bases 1 to 462 code for a protein of 153 amino acids. Gene Ontology annotation, cellular component: proteasome core complex. Gene Ontology annotation, molecular function: threonine-type endopeptidase activity. The record is from RefSeq and is a predicted model, not a curated record. The transcript is spliced from 3 exons.
AUGAGCUACGAAGCUUUAUCUGUUGCGGAUAUCGUUCAUUACCAGUUGGGAAUGUAUGGGGUUUUGAACGGGAAAACACCAACUACACAAACAGCCGCAGCUAUGUUCCAGGAACUCUGCUACGAUAACAAGGAUCAACUGAGUGCCGGUUUGAUUAUUGCUGGUUGGGAUGAACGACACGGAGGUCAAGUUUACUCAAUACCAUUAGGAGGAUCAUUACACAAGCAAUCUUAUGCUAUUGGAGGAUCUGGUUCGACAUAUAUCUACGGAUACUGUGAUGCAAACUGGAAGGAGGGUAUGGAAGAGGCCGAUGCUGUUGAUUUUGUCAAGGGCGCAUUGCAGGAGGCUAUUAAAUGGGAUGGGAGUUCCGGAGGUGUCAUCAGAAUGGUAGUUUUGACGGCUAAGGGAGCAAACAGGCAUCUAUACCUGCCAGACACGAAUUAUGCUGUUCGUCAUCAGUAG